Messenger RNA from Thermochaetoides thermophila DSM 1495, 2796 nucleotides. RefSeq lists its product as uncharacterized. The record is from RefSeq and is a predicted model, not a curated record. The transcript has a single exon. Bases 1 to 2796 code for a protein of 931 amino acids. Lineage: Eukaryota; Fungi; Ascomycota; Sordariomycetes; Sordariales; Chaetomiaceae.
AUGGAUGGCAGGAAAUCCGAUAGGAACAUCCAGGAGAAGCAGCCGCAGUCACAGCAGCAAAAAUGGAAGCGCAUAGACCAGAACGCCCUUGGUGAAGGUCAGUUUUUUGGCAAAAAUGUCCAUCACACUGUUGUUGUCAACGGCAGCAUCCGCUCUGUAUCGCGUGCCGGCACGCCGAACAGUGCGCGAUCGCCUUAUUUCCAUGACACACACAACCUCGCCGCUGCGAGCAUGUUCGAUCUAAACAACCUUGGUCCUGGCCGUCGCGGGAGCCAGAGCAGCCUGAACCUGAAGGCGGCCGCUUCCGACAUUAACCUGCGUGGCCGGUUCAGAGCCAACAAUAUGUCCUCUAUCAGCCUGACUGCCCCGAAUCCUGCCUUUGCUGCCCCGUCUUCGUCGCGCCCAGGCACGGCCAAUGGGCGGAGCAAGCCAUGGGUUAACCCGCUCGAUGUACACUUUUGUCGCAACACGCCGUCGGGCCCGGCAACUCCCAAGUCGCCGCUUGCUACAUCGCCGCUGCAGUUGCCCCCGACCCCAACCACCGACGAUGCAGAGUCCAAGUCGGUGUUCGGCGAGGAUGCCGAUAAGAUGGUCGAACAGGUGAUGGCAUCAGUCAACAAGAUGGAGGAGGAGGCGAAGAAGGCACGGGAGAGAGAACGGGAAUUGGAGAAGCAGAGGGAGACAGCUCGCUUGGAGAUGCAACGGCUCGAGAGACAGAAGUCGACCGAGAGCACCUUAUCCAUGCGGCGCCCGUCUGUCGCGCAGACCGACCCUGAGCCAGAUCCGGAGCCACUGCCCGCUCUGCCAGCCCUACCGGAUCCAGAACCAGCAGCAGCUCCGAAGGCCAAUCCUAACUCAAGACCGUCGAGUCGAGGCGGUCCGACUGCUCAGAUACGAUCCCCCUUGAUACACCAGGGACCUCCGCCAACUGACCCUCCUACACAAUCGCUGCCCCAACUGCCGGCUGCUGCGCUGUCUCGUCAGGGCUCAAAUGCCACCGUUCGACCUGGCACCUCUGGUUCAGCUGCAUCCUCCUCUGCGUCACAAGAGGCUUCCUCUCCCACAAUCGUAGCUCGCCCUUUCGGGGCAGCUUAUCAAGGCAUCACUCCUUCAAGUCCGACCUCAGGCAGCCCUAAUACACAGGGAGCUCCCAAGAAGAUCUACCGUCCGUAUCGGCCCUCGCCCCUUACUGGACCUAGCCUGCUGAACCCCGGACUCGGCGCAACCUCCCCUCCGCCUAAGUCCCCGCUCCUCGGCAAGGACUAUGUCGAAAGCCCCGUGCUGGGAGGUUAUCCGCCUUCGGCAGCCCGUGCCAACGACGAAGUCAAGACUCCCGAUGCCCCCAAGACGCCAGUCCAGGAGACGAAGGGUCUUGAGCCUCUCCUUGCGUCGCUGACUUCGCCCUCCAAUAUGACUUCACCUGCCACUUCGAUCCGCCGGCUGUCACUUGACGAGGAACCAAUCGACCAGUCUCUGCGGCCUAUCAUUCGCGAAGUGACAGCCAAGCGCGAAACCGUUCUUACACCUCGCCAGCACAGCCUGUCCAUGAAGAUCGAGGAAUUAGAAAAGUCGCUGCUCACUGCGCAACGCCAGGCGCACAUGUCGACAACAGAAGAGUCCAAGAGAGAUAGCAUGACGAGCAGUUUUUAUGACGAAAUGGAUAAGUUUGAUGACGACGACGACGGGCCAAUUUUGCCUGCCCCACUGCGAAUCCAUCCUGCGGAAAGGGAAUUGACAGCAACACCCUCGUCCCCUCGAACUGCGGCUCUAGUGACCGCGCCUGUCGCUUCGCCGCCGACUAUUCCUGCUACUGGGCCUGUUUCCUCACCCCCGACCAUCCCGGCUGCGGCGCCAGCAAAGCGACCGGAGAGUCCUUUCCGUAUUCCUGUAAGGCGUGGACCGCCCCCUCGCCGGCCAACCUUGGAUGAGUACGGAGUCUCUCCGAGCCAGGUCUCUAGGCGCGCUGGGACGGCAACACCGACUUCGCGCAGCGGCAGUUUUGAUGACCAUUCACGUGGCCCCAGCCUGGACAAUGGAUCACGCGGCGGCAGCAUUGAUAACUACUCUCGCAGCAACAGCCUGGACAACUACAGUGUACAAAACUCGCCAGCAUCGCGCGCUCAGACGCCCCAGCUGCGCCAUCCUAACUGGCGCCGCGACCCCCCGCCGGCGCCGUCCCCAAUUGUCGAGGAAGCACCGCCCCAUCCGCCCAACCCCAACGGGUUCGUGGAUACCGGCUUCAACUUUGAUUUUGGCCCCUCAGUCGCUUGCCCGGCCCCGCCAACUCCCGACUCGGCCAACUGGCCUUUACAGUCCUCUGUCCCUGAAAAGCCGGCAGCGUCUCCGCCCCGGGCCAUCACUGAGUCGCCCGAGGCGAUCCAGUCCAAUCACACUCGAGGUAGGCUGGCUAGGGCUAAUGUCCCGCCUCCUCUCAACCUCCAGUUUAAUAACUUCAACUUCUCCCCCGAUGCGCCUUCGCGCGAUCCGACGUUGUUUUCCCAAAAAAGUUUGCUCACUCCUCCUUUGAGGACUGCUCCCCCCCCUACUACAGGGUCCAUGGAAGUUGACUCGAGGCCGGAUACUUCAUCCCGCGCCAACGGCGUUGGCAAUGGGAGCGCAGGAUUAGCGGCGUCCCCGAGGCUGGUAUCGCAGUUCCCCCCAGAUGAUGACCGUGCUGCGGCGUUCAUGGGCAUUGGCGUUGCGCGCGGCCCAAGCAUCCGACAGGUUCGGAGACCGCCGCAGAGUCAAGGGGGAAGGUUGGAGAUGGUUGAUGAGUUUGGGACAGGGUUUAUUUAA